Messenger RNA from Capsella rubella, 1101 nucleotides. RefSeq lists its product as uncharacterized. The coding region runs from base 303 to 932 and encodes 209 amino acids. NCBI's taxonomy places the organism in Eukaryota, Viridiplantae, Streptophyta, Magnoliopsida, Brassicales, Brassicaceae. Gene Ontology annotation, molecular function: mRNA binding. The transcript has 2 exons. The record is from RefSeq and is a predicted model, not a curated record.
CACGGAUCAGAUCAGACGACUCAGAUCCAAUUAUUUUUCACAUUCGAUCACGUCAGCAAGAUCUAACAAACUGCAGACAUGUAAAUGUUGUCGGAAUCAUUUAACGACACGUGGCAAUAUAAGAGUAUAUAGAUUUCGUGGGAUCCACCCACUGAUUUGUCUCUUUAUCACACGCUCGGAUGUUCAGUCCAGUUACUAAGUGGGCCUUGAGGCUAUGUUAGUUCGGCCCAAUUAGCUUAAACCCAAUUUAAUUCCUGAAAACGUAGAAAUUUUUUGGAAGGACUCAGCGAAGUAACACGAGUAUGACGAGCCGCCGCAAGAGAGACCAAACCUACACGUACAGCACAACACCGGCGCGAAUUUCAAAACGCCGGCGACCAUGGGCACCUCCGUCAUCGGAACAAGAUGAGAUCAUCGAUAAACCGACCAGAAAACCUCCGCCGCCACCUGCGCUGGUAGUUAUGGGACUUCCCGCCAACUGUUCAGUUUUAGAACUGAAAUCUCGAUUCGAGAUCUACGGUUCAAUCUCCAGAAUCCGAAUCGACAAAGACGGGUACGGAUCCGUUUCAUACCGCACCGCCGAGUCAGCAGAAGCUGCCAUUGCUGGUAGCCACGAGCCUUCUUUUGGUAUCUCAAUCGAUUCAAAAAAGCUGCAGGUGGUUUGGGCGACGGAUCCGUUGGUGAAGUGGAGGGAAGGUGUGACGGUGGGAGAAGGAAAGGAUAAAACGACACCGUCUCUGUCGUCUUCGUCUAAGCUUGUUAGGCCUGUGAUGCCACUAAGAAAACAUGGGAGAAGUAAUAGAUUAGCAUCAGCUAUAGUGAACCCGAGAAGUAAUAAUAUUAACGACGGAGAGAUCAUCGGUGGUGGAACUCCGGCGAGGAUAAGGGAAAUUAAACAGAGAGAUAUUGUAGCUUACGAUGAUAUUCUUUAACAGGAUCCAAGUACCAAAUUGUAGUAACUUUGUAUUUUGGGAGUUCUGAUAAAAGUUUGAUUCUUUGAAAAUGUGUGUAUGUUAUAUGAAUUUAGCAAACGCUCUUGUUAAUCGCAUGUGUGUAAAGUUUGGUUCUUUACUUUAUAAAUGAGUUGAGUUCUGUUUUUUU